Molecule: messenger RNA, 303 nt
Organism: Hydatigera taeniaeformis
Lineage: Eukaryota; Metazoa; Platyhelminthes; Cestoda; Cyclophyllidea; Taeniidae
Source: the annotation of a GenBank genome assembly
AUGCCGAUCCCCUACCCCAAACGCGAAUUCAUCACCGACGAUGAACCCGAUGAUAAUAAGCAACAGCAGCAAGGAGCAGCAACGAAGACUGGGGGAGUGCCACCACCGCCACCACCACCACCACCACAACAGCAGCAACAACAACCACAACCGCAGCAGCAACAACAACAGCAUCAUCCACAUCAACCGAAGGUUCAACAGCAGUCCACUGGUGGUGUUGUAGGCGGGGGAAGCGUAUUUCGCCUCUUCUUCGGCUCUGCCACCUAUGGUAAGAUGAGUCGUUUCUUUGUCUCAAGUUACUAA